GUGUUAUUCAAAAUAGCUUAUGUGGUGUUAGCGAUCGGGAUUUCGUUGCUGAAUUACUAUUCUGGGCUUCAAUGACAAUGAUUCACAUUAGUAGAUUUUCUGAGGAUUUAAUUAUUUACGGCUCUGGCGAAUUUGGCUUCGUUACCCUCGCAGAUGCUUACAGCACUGGAAGUAGCCUUAUGCCACAAAAGAAAAAUCCUGACAGUUGCGAGUUAUUGCGCGGCAAAUCUGGACGUGUCUUUGGACAGUUGUCUGGAUUUCUUAUGACGUACAAAGGUAUUCCAAGUACUUAUAAUAAAGAUCUUCAAGAAGAUAAAGAACCAAUUUUUGAUGCAGUAGACACAUUGGCUGGAUCUUUGCAAAUUACUACUGGAGUUUUAUCAACACUUACAAUUCAUCCAGAUAAUAUGAAGAAAAACUUAAGCAUUGAUAUGUUGGCUACUGAUGUUGCAGAAUACCUUGUACGAAAAGGGGUUCCCUUUCGCGAAACACACCAUGUAGCAGGUGCUGCUGUUAGAGCGGCUGAAGAACGCAACAUUACAAUGGCUAAUCUUGAACUAUCCCAUUUCAAACAACUUCAUCCAUCUUUCGAACAAGAUAUUACUGAAAUUUGGGAUUAUGAAAAAAGUAUUGAAAAUAGGUCAAGUUUAGGCGGGACAAGUAGAGCAACAGUUUUGGAACAAAUACAAAAAUUAAGAAA
Messenger RNA from Racocetra persica, 700 nucleotides. NCBI's taxonomy places the organism in Eukaryota, Fungi, Glomeromycota, Glomeromycetes, Diversisporales, Gigasporaceae. The record is from the annotation of a GenBank genome assembly.